GUUUUCUCUAUUUUACCCACUUGCUUGCCACAGGCAAUUUGGCAGCAGCUAAUGGACUUCGUAGACUUUGAAGAAUCGGCUUACGUUAAAGAGGAAGAGGAGGAAGACGACGAACAGAAAAACUCCUCGAGGCCCGUCAGACGUAGAGCUCGUCUUGCUCUAUCUUGUCAACGAUGCCGUAAAAAUCGCUCGAAAUGCUCUCGUACUCGCCCAAGAUGCUUACAAUGUGAAGAGGCUGAUACCGAGUGUACUUAUUUGGAGAUUCCAGGUGAUCUUGAAAGCACAGCUCUACGACAACGAUUUGCUGGACUCGAAGAUCAAAUUCACACUGCUUUGGCUCAAUUCGACGCUAUUGAAAGUCUGGUGAAGGAUAACUUGGAUUGCGUCAAUCAACAGCAAGAUUCCAAUGCAAAUAUCCGUACUAUCACCAAUGGACAGAAUGGCCACCAUAACAUGGAAGUGGAUUUUCCGGCAGACGAAGUUCAUAUCAAUACUCGCUCGAUACAAUCUUGGGAUAUCGAGCGAAAUCCUGAGUCGAGCACCGGUGGUCUUUCCAUACACACAUACUCAAGAAAGCUCGACGAUUUGUGUCAAGUACUUCUCAGCUUUGGUCUGGACAAUAUGCACUUGACCGGACAAGAAGACAGGGACGGCUCCUAUGAGCAGAAGAACCUUAUCAGGAACGACGUUAUCUAUAGAUCUAUGCGACUCUCUCAUUUCACGACCGUCUCAUUGAAGCAUAUUCCUAAUGACGUUACAAUUGCUCCCAAGAUGAUGGAAAACGAUGAUAGUGAUGGUCCUAUCUCCCUUCCCCGCCUUCCACCUCAGCUCUUAGUCAAUAUUUUACACCAACAUCACAAUUGUAUUCUGCAUGGAUCUAUACCGAAAUUUGCACGAACGUUUUCUAGAAUUCUGCUGCAAACCAAUCAACCGCAACAGCUAAAAAUGCUUCAGUCCUCCAUGCUAUGCCACCUCAUUCCGCAUGCGUUUCGCUGGCAUCCAUCUGUGUUAAUGCCUUACAUUUCAUCUGAACGAGAAUCCUUCAACUAUGCACAGAAAUAUUAUUUGUACACCAGACAAAUUUUGGCAGCCUGUUGCUUCGAAGAGCCCACUUUGCUCACUGUACACAGUCUUGUGAAUUUGGCACUGUACAAUAUCGAGAGCGGAGAUCCCAAUGUGACGUAUAUGAAUAUCGGCAUGGCAUCUAGAAUGGUGUACUCUCUAGGUAUGCAUCGAGAAGAAAAUUUACUUGGCCUUGUCGAAUCGCAAUUAGAGACGACUCCCAUUUUGCGGUCUGUCUUUACCGACCAAAACGAUACGGUUCAAUCUCUCAUCGAUUACGCGCGAUCUCUCUUUUGGGUUGUCUAUUGCAUAGAUACCGAUGCUUCCCAUUUUCACAACAAACCAUACAAUAUGACUCUAGAUGACUGUACGGUGAAAUUUCACACCCCGUCAAAUGAAGCGACGCUGAGAACUAAAGCUUUGGCUAAACGGGAAAAGUCAAUGUCUCCACCCACACGCACGUAUGAUUUAUUUCCACCAUUAUCACAGGGUUAUGAUGAAUGCGACGAAUUAGAACCAGAUGUUCAAGUUGAGGAGCUUACGAACGGUCUCUCGGAUCCAUAUGCUGAAAAAGACCGGUAUCAGGCAUUGUAUAAACGAUACAACUUUGAAAACCUGCAAAUCACACGAGAGAUUCGCGAAACAUGUUAUUCCGACUCGCAAGUCAUGGUGUCUUUGAAAGAAGUUGAACGCAUCGAAGGCAUUUUGCACUCAUUUUAUGCCGAACUUCCUGAAUGGAUCCGCAAUGAAGACGAGAUCACGCCAAAAAUGUCGUUAUGGCAAUCCCGCUGCAAGUAUAUGGAAUUGAUACGGUACUAUGGUAAUUGGAUCUUAUUGCACCAAACCUACCUGCCACUUCCUGAGCUAUCUACCUCGCCUGUACUUGCAUCGUCUCCAGUUCCUGGCAGCGUUCAUCACUCGCCCCCAUCACGAUUUGCCGCGUUUGGUCCAUUGGAUGAAGAACACAACCGUUCGCUGGAAGCCUGUACUAAGGCCGCCAUGCGUAUUUCAAAAUUAUUCGAUUUGUGGGUACCUGCUUCCGAUGAGAUGGUGGCAGUCGGCGUGGACUGCUAUUUCCGGCCGUGUGUCCACGAAUUUAAGCAUGCUUGCGAAGUGCUGGUUUACAACGCUCAUCAUGCUCAAUUGCAAUCCGUCAAAGACCAAGCGCUCAUCUGCUUGAAGCUGUUGAUGGAAGUCAUGCAACGAACGCCAGUUUGGGAUAUUGCAAAGGAUAGACCCUUUAUGGUGACGGUUCAGCAGACCAUUGCUGAAUAUGAGUAGUAGCAGCACUUUGCAUAACAUGUACAUAGAAUUGAAUAGUGUUUUUUUUUUUG
This is a messenger RNA of Umbelopsis ramanniana AG, 2396 nucleotides long. RefSeq lists its product as uncharacterized. The transcript is spliced from 2 exons. Gene Ontology annotation, biological process: regulation of DNA-templated transcription; DNA-templated transcription. Gene Ontology annotation, molecular function: DNA binding; zinc ion binding; DNA-binding transcription factor activity, RNA polymerase II-specific. Lineage: Eukaryota; Fungi; Mucoromycota; Umbelopsidomycetes; Umbelopsidales; Umbelopsidaceae. Bases 52 to 2343 code for a protein of 763 amino acids. The record is from RefSeq and is a predicted model, not a curated record.